Myotis daubentonii (Daubenton's bat) is the source of this 4261-nucleotide messenger RNA. It is a transcript of the gene REEP1, whose product is annotated as receptor accessory protein 1. Gene Ontology annotation, biological process: endoplasmic reticulum tubular network organization. The record is from RefSeq and is a predicted model, not a curated record. NCBI's taxonomy places the organism in Eukaryota, Metazoa, Chordata, Mammalia, Chiroptera, Vespertilionidae. Gene Ontology annotation, molecular function: microtubule binding; olfactory receptor binding. Gene Ontology annotation, cellular component: endoplasmic reticulum membrane; endoplasmic reticulum tubular network; cytoplasmic microtubule.
GGGCCACCUCCGGGUUCCACUCCCGCGGCGGGUGCCCAGGGCGCACGGAGGAACCGCCCGAAACCGGCGGCGGGCCGGGGCGAACGGGCGGGGCGGGUCAAGCUGGUGCCCGACCCGCUCGCCACCCAAUCGCCGCGGGCCCCCCGAGCCCCAGGGGCUGGGGCCGCCGCAACGUGCCGCGGCUGCGCCGACGCGCGGGCGCAGGGCAGCGGGCGAGCGCGCUCAGUCUGGCGGCGGCGGCCGUGCGCGAACGGACGUGCCUGGAGCGCCGCAGCCGCCCCGCCGCCCCGCCGCCCCGCGCCCCGCGCCCCGCGCCCGCCGCCGCCCGCCCGGGCCGCGCCGCCCGCCCGCCGCCCGCCAUGGUGUCAUGGAUCAUCUCCAGGCUGGUGGUGCUUAUAUUUGGCACCCUUUACCCUGCAUAUUAUUCCUACAAGGCCGUGAAAUCAAAGGACAUUAAAGAAUAUGUCAAAUGGAUGAUGUACUGGAUUAUAUUUGCACUUUUCACCACAGCAGAGACAUUCACCGACAUCUUCCUUUGUUGGUUUCCAUUCUAUUACGAACUAAAAAUAGCCUUUGUAGCCUGGCUGCUCUCUCCCUACACAAAAGGCUCCAGCCUCCUGUACAGGAAGUUUGUCCAUCCCACGCUGUCUUCAAAAGAAAAGGAAAUCGAUGAUUGCCUUGUCCAAGCAAAGGACCGGAGUUACGAUGCCCUUGUGCACUUCGGGAAGCGAGGCUUGAACGUGGCGGCCACAGCGGCGGUGAUGGCUGCCUCCAAGGUGGCUCGACUCUUUCAUUUUGUCUACUCUUUGGACCUCAGAGAAGGGCAGGUAACCCCGCUGAGAGGUGUGACUAACUCCAGACUGAUCCAGUGGGGUAGAGAGGCCAGCAGCCCCCACAACCCACCCACGCAUGGUCUGGAUCAGAGCCAGGGACAGGGUGCCUUAUCGGAGAGACUCCGGAGCUUCAGCAUGCAGGACCUCACCACCAUUCGGGGAGACGGUGCCUCUGCUCCCUCAGGCCCCCCUCCCGCGGGGUCUGGGCGGGCCGGCAAACACGGCCAGCCCAAGAUGUCCAGGAGUGCUUCUGAGAGCGCUGGCAGCUCAGUGUGCACCUGCUGCUCCACCUGCAGGACCAGGAAAGUGGUUGAGGGAGAUGUGGCUGAGGGUGGUGUGAAGGCCUGGGAGCCCCACCAGGUCCAAAACCCGUUGGCCUUUUCCGACGAGGAGGAGGAAGACCUGCUGGAUUUCAUGUACAAGUAUAAGACACUUCGAAAGACGGAGAUCCCCCUGGAGGCACCGCCUAGACUCCUUCGAUCCCGCUUCAGGAAGAAAAGCACCUCCUCCUCGGCCACUGAAACCACGUGAGGGCGACGAGCCGACAGCACGGAUACACAGAACGUUCCUCCUCUGCCUUAAAGAGCUAUCCACUAACAACACGGUGUCUGAAGCUGGUGUGCGGUGUGCAGCCUCAGACAGGGCCUUUUCUCCCCUCCCCUUUUAGGAUAUUGUUUUCUCCUUGUCUUUAUUCUGCUGGGAAAGGCUAAAGGGCAGGUAGUGUUUGGGGGUGGUGUGUGACCCUAAGUCUUCUGAGGUUAGUAAUUUUCCAGUUGGGUUGUCAUUACAGACAGCAGUGUUUGUAGAAAUACAAGGGAAUCCCCCUCCCUGCUGAGAUGUACAUUUGUAAUUUAUUUGUUGCAUACUUCAUGUUUAGUCCUGUAAAUGCAAACAAAGCCAUUUUUUAAAACUGUUUUUUUGUUCUUGGUACUAAUACUUUGGACUACAGUGUACAUAUUUAUGGCUUUUGGCUUCAUAUAAUGGACUUGCCAGGGCUGCCAGAGGUUCUGAUAAUGUAAGAAAACUACAAACACAGAAGUUUAAAAAAUGUUUCUGAUUCCAGAGCACAUCUUAGAUUGUGCUUAGAAAGCGUCCAAAUAAACUCCAGUUCAGCGUCCCUUUCCCUGCGGACGCCGGUCCAUACGCAGACAGUUGUUUUGUCCGUAUGUCGGGGAGAGAGGAGCAGGGAGAUCAGGGAGGCAGGCGUUUCUCUUACAGCCCGAGUAAGAGAAGUCACAGGAAGCUCGUCUUCCCCUUGAGUUCAGGGUGAGGAGCUUCAAAUCCUCUGGGGGGAGGCGGGAAUUACCAUUUGCCUCAGGCAGGUGGCUCACCCGUGGAAAAUCCGUGGGGAUGUGGACUCAGAGCCCAUGUGAGGAAUCAUUUUGAAUGUUUCAAAACUUCCUGAUGAAUGACUGUUUCUCCUCCACAGUAACCUGGCUGUGACCAACCUCCCCAGGCGGAGGGGCUUACACUGAGCGCCUUCUCCUACAGUAGAACCCCCAUCUGCCAAACAAUGCAACACUAGAACCGUGCUUUCAGGUGUGUGCUGUGAGACACCGAGGCACCGUGUCACAGCCCACACGCCGGGUCCUGGGGGAUGUUAGGGGCCGAGACCUUCAUGGGUGCGACUUGCUGCUCAGCUCCUCCCACCCUUGUUCCCCUUCUGGCUCGUGCAGUGUGAACGAGAGGAAGUCGCAGGCUUAUGGGCAUUUCGGAAAAGCCCAGAUGGGUUAGUAGGAGAACAGCAUAGCCCACUACCCAAGGGGGCUCCCUCCUUAGUGAGGAACUUUGUUAGGAAAGGCGGGUCUGGAUUAAACAGUAUUUUGGCCCGAGGUAGCUGCUCUCCCCUUGGAGCUGAACCUAAACGCUGGUGUGUACUUGUGCUUGGAGCUGGUGUUUCUUUCCGUGUGAUGCAUGCAGUGGCUACAACCCUGUUAUUUACAGCUCCUGGAUUGUGUUUGUUCGUAGAUAUGCCCUGAAGACUAGACAGUUAGUGUUACCUACCACAUAGACCUUCCCGUCAACCAGCUGUCAGCGGCCCCAGUGCAAGGCUGUUCCGCUCAUUCCCCAGCCGUGGGAUGGCAUCAGCGGGCUUCCCUGAUGACACACUGCGACAUCCCAGCCCCCUCAGACACGCAUAUUUAAAUCCCUUUUCCCCAUAAUUACUCUGAGGGUGACUCUGUCAUUUACAAAAAGGAUUUAGGAAAAUAAACCUAAAAACAAAUUUGUACUGUAAUUCAGAGGACAAACAGAAGCUGUCUUUUCAUUGUCUGUGCCUCACCCCCACUAAAACCUGCUUAGGGAAGACAGAAAGUCUGUUUCCUUUAAGCUCACUGAAUAGUUGCAGACAGAGGAAAAAUGUACGCUUUGGUAUGUAUCUGUCAGUUGGGAGUACCCAGGAUCAUCAGAAACAAGUACAUAAAAAGCUUCACUUAAACAGCUUCCCUCUCUUCCCCCAAAUAAUGCCUGUAGCAGCAGAGAUUACAAUUCUAAUGGGAGCAAGCUAGAUUUUCACUAUUUUGCGAUAGACAGUUUUAACAAGUACAGACGAUCAAGUUUGCACUUGACUAUGCCAAAAACAGUUCCAAGCACUCUCCUCUCAGACAUGCUGUACUACUUCUCCUUUAAGACUUAAAAAUACAAAGCUAUCCAAACCGCUGUCUUAAUGUAAAUGUAACUAUUUUUCCUUCAUGUGUUGAUUAGGGAGUUGGCUUCUCUCUUAAAAACACUCAUUGUACAACUGAGACGAGCUGUCAUAUUUCUGGCAAAAUGUGUUUACUUAUUCAGCAAGCUGUUCUGUUGGUGUGUGGACUGACAUACAAUGUGAACGCCUCCAAGUGUACAUGUAGUGGCGCGGUGUUGUCUUGAGGAUGUAACUACACGUUUUUAAUUUGCUGGUAGACACAGGCUGUUUACAAAAUGCUGGCUCAAAAGCCUGCAAUUGUCUUUUCCUGUAAUAACUUUUGGUUAGUUGCCAUUGAACACCCGAUCUGUUUCUGAGGAGGUGGUGGGUGGUGUACCUGUAAACUGGAGAGUUUAGUCAUAAUCCCCGCUGGCUGUGUGAACAGCUUGCUCGUUUGCUGGACCUGAAAUGUGUGUUCUCUGCAGAGGCUGUCUGUGUUUGUGGUAACAGUGCUUGUCCACAGCGACCACCGUUGAGCACCUUCCUCAUUCUUCCCCUCGCGCAGUAUUUGAAACGGUAAAGGGUGAGCUUCGUUCUCAGACAGCUGCCGUGCCGGCCUGUGACUGUGCGUACUCCCCUAGUUAGUCCUGUAGACCCUAAGAACGCUCUGUAAUAAAACAGCAAACUGGACUGUGCAUCAAGGGGCGUAAAAUCCCAGGAUUCCCCAGGCUGACGUUCUGCUGUUUUGUUAUAAUGCUUGGUAUAUAUCUUGAAUAAAGUCUUAACAGUUUUCUUUUAAAAAAAA